Messenger RNA from Naegleria gruberi, 471 nucleotides. RefSeq lists its product as uncharacterized. The record is from RefSeq and is a predicted model, not a curated record. The transcript has a single exon. NCBI's taxonomy places the organism in Eukaryota, Heterolobosea, Eutetramitea, Acrasida, Naegleriidae. The coding region runs from base 1 to 471 and encodes 156 amino acids.
AUGGAUCAAAAUGUUAAAUCUGAAAUGAUGAAUGGUGGUUGGAUAUUAAAAACUUAUUCUUUGAAUAAUAUUAUUGAAUUCGAUGAUGAAAUUACAAAUAUUUAUAUUGAUUGUAUUCAAAGUGAUUCAACUCCAUCACCUUCUGAUGAACAUUCCAUUAUUGAUAGUAAUGAAGAAGAUUAUUAUGCAAUGAAAUUAGGUUAUUUGAAUAUUGGUGAAAAAUUGUUAGAUUUGAACUUGAAACCAAUUGAACAAGUUGAAAUUACUAAGUCAUUCAAUGAAUCAACCUUGGAAGAAUCUCAAUUAAUUUGUGAUUUGAAUUUGAAAUGGAAUCCAAUUGAUUGUUACAAGUAUUUCAUUUUCAAACAAGGAGAAGAUGAACAACUUGAAUUAUUGGGUAGAACAUUAAGACCAUUUUAUAGAAUUAACAAACAAGUUCAUGAUGUCAAGUUAUUAGUCAAAUAUCUUUAA